Rhododendron vialii is the source of this 1302-nucleotide messenger RNA. RefSeq lists its product as uncharacterized. Bases 200 to 937 code for a protein of 245 amino acids. Lineage: Eukaryota; Viridiplantae; Streptophyta; Magnoliopsida; Ericales; Ericaceae. The record is from RefSeq and is a predicted model, not a curated record. The transcript is spliced from 7 exons.
CAGAAGUCAGAAGAUCCUCCACGUCGUCCCGUACAUUUUUUUAUUCCUCUCUCUCUCUCUCUCUCUCUCUCUCUCUAAAUAUCUCGGUGGCAUAGCUAUUAUUCCUGUAUCUAUAUCCGAAAUUCAGAAAACCUACACACAUAUAAAGAGAAAAUUGUUGAGAGAGAGAGAUAUCACGGUGACAAGGAAAGCAAUUGGGAUGGCUGCGAGCGCGCAUCCGUCGGGGAACAAUCAAGAAGCCUCAGGCCACGCGAAUGGCGCCGCCAGUAACGGCUGUUCCGUGCCCCACGACAACGCCGUCGUGGGGCCCACCCAGGCCGCGCUCCGCCACAACCCCGGCCUCGCCGUCGAAUGGACUGCCGACGAGCAGUCCCUCUUGGAGGAGUUGCUCACCACAUUUGCCUCAGAACACAACAUUGUUCGCUAUGCAAAAGUUGCAAUGCAGUUAAAAGACAAGACAGUUCGGGAUGUGGCACUGCGGUGUAGAUGGCUGACCAAAAAGGAAAACGGAAAGCGAAGAAAAGAGGAUCAUAACUCUUCAAGGAAAAACAAGGACAGAAAGGAAAAAGUUACAGAUCCUUUGUCAAAGUCAGUGUCUCAUGCUGUAAACCGUACAAAUGGUCCUCCAUAUGCACAGUCGAUGCUCUCUAUGGAGAAUGAUGAUGGGAUCUCAUUUACAGCCAUUGGUGGUUUGACAGGACAGCUCCUCGAGGAAAAUGCCCAGGCCUUGGACCAAAUUUAUGCAAACUUUGCAUCUUUUAAGAUACAUGAGAACACCAAUCUUUUCUGCCAAGCUCGAAAUAACAUCCUCGCAAUCUUGAAUGACAUGAAUGACAUGCCAGAGAUAAUGAAGCACAUGCCGCCACUUCCAGUAAAUCUGAAUGAAGAACUUGCUAGCUCCGUCCUCCAUCUGUCACCCUUGCAGAAGAAUUCAUGAUCCCAGCUUCCCCUCCAACUCUUGGUCUGAGGUUGCGAUCUUUUUUCAUAAUAGAAGCAAUAAACUAGCGCAGUUAGUUUAUUGGAGUGCCUAGUGUUUCCACUAUUUUAGAUGCAGGUGAUCAUGUUUUAGUGCUUAACUUUCUUUCUUUGUGUUUUUUCCCCCUAUCUUUUUCACUUGAUUGAACUGUAGGAAGUAGUUUGUAGAGUAUGUGUGAAUACUACUAGUUCAAUAGGCAUCUUGGUUUUGUAAAUGGUUUCAACUAAAUAGCUGUUGGUGUUAGGUUUGUUGUUUCAGUGAAAUAAAUGCACUAAUAAAGCAUGUGCCAAUGCAUUUCCCAAUAUAGCAAACGAUUUCUGAUUGUU